AUGUUUGCUGCCAGGGCUGCCGCUAAAUCCAGGAGCUGGAGGCUUCGUCUGCCUCUUUCGAGAGGCUUGCACGGGCUCCAGAGCUCCCCACAGAGCAAGUUUCUGAAGGUAUCGGAAGAGGUUCGUGAUGCAGUCGCAACUGGCAAGCCCGUCGUUGCCCUUGAGACCACUAUAUACACUCAUGGCUUUCCGUUCCCCGAGAAUAUUGCGCUGGCGAUGCUACUGGAAUCAGUUGUCCGAGCCAACGGUGGAGUCCCCGCAACAGUGGGUGUGCUCGGCGGUGUUGCCCGGGUUGGCAUGAAUGCAGAAGAGAUUGUUCAGCUGGCUUCAACUGUAGAGAACAAGUCGGCGAUGAAAGUCUCACGACGAGACCUCGGCUACAUCUGGAAAUCGAUUCACGGAGGAACCACAAUUUCCGGGACCAUGAUCCUUGCGGAGCUAGCUGGCAUCAGAAUCUUCGGAACCGGCGGACUAGGUGGUGUACACCGAGGGGGAGAGAACUCCAUGGAUAUCUCUGCCGAUCUCACGGAGCUGGGACGAACCCCGGUCACCGUGAUCAGCUCCGGAUGCAAGAGCUUUUUGGAUAUUCCCCGGACUCUGGAGUACCUAGAGACAGAGGGUGUCUGCGUCGGUACCUUCGCUGAUGGUCGUGAAGGCCCAGUCGAUUUCCCUGCAUUUUACACUCGAGAUAGUGGCUUCCGUAGCUCUCGAGUCAUCGAGAAUGAAGCCGAGGCUGCAGCCAUUAUUUAUGCGCAAUCAAAGCUACCCGUGUCUUCUGGUAUUCUCUUUGCCAACCCGGUGCCUUUAGAGCACUCCGUCCCCAAGGCUGAGAUAGAUCAUAUCAUUGAGGAAGCCAUUCGCCUUGCUGAGGUGGAAGGAUACAAGGGCAGCGAUAAUACUCCCUUUGUUCUAUCUAAGAUCAAGGAACUGAGUGGAGAUAAGAGCGUUACUGCAAAUAGGGCUUUGGUUGAGUCUAACGUGAAGCGCGCUACUCGCGUAGCCGUGGAAUUAGCUAAAAUGGAGGAACUUGACCGGGGAUCUGGGUCUCGUACAAUGCCUGCAAGCUUAAGCCCUAGUCUACUGGAACAAACAGCCCCGAAGCAAAGUGCUGUCGAGACAUCCGAGCCAGCCGUGGCGCCUCUCGAGCAAGCAGACAUUCUAGUUGCCGGUUCACUCGCAAUAGACCUUGCUUGUGACUUUGCGCCCUUCUCCGAAGAUCGCACCCAAGUUGCCCCCGUCCCACACACUUCUAACCCGGCCGCUAUCGGGCAAAGUCUCGGGGGUGUCGGCCAUAAUGUUGCCCUGGCAGCAAGUUAUGUCGGCAGCAAAGUCCUCUUCUGCAGUGUUGUGGCAGACGAUCUCAGUGGCCGCGCAGCCCUAUCCUCCCUCGAAAAAGAAGGCCUUAGUUCCACGGGCGUUCAAACCCUCCCAGGGUCAUCCGGUGCACGUACAGCACAAUACAUCGCCGUCAACGACACGAAGAGAGACCUAGUCGUUGCCAUGGCCGAUAUGGGAAUCGUCGAACUACCCAACGAGCAACUUGAUGUCGACGGGUUCUGGGGCCCACUCCUCGAAAAGACCAAGCCUAAAUGGGUCGUCCUGGAUGCGAAUUGGCGGCCCGACGUCCUCGCGAAAUGGGCUUCACUUGCCAAAAAGCACGGCGCCCGCGUAGCCUUCGAGCCUGUCUCAACUGCCAAGUCCAGCCGUCUAUUCGGCCGCGGUGGUGGGACCGACGUGGCUAUAGGCCCUGCGCGCACAAUCCCCGACAAUGCAAUCAGCCUUGCGUGCCCCAACCGGCUGGAGCUGACUGCUAUGUAUUCCGCGGCCCGCGAGGCCCUUCUGUUCGAGUCCCCGGGCUGGUGGUAUAUCAUCGAUGCCAUGGGUCUGUCGUCAAGCGGCUCCCGCGAAAAGCUCGUCUAUCUUACUUCUGCAGCACUGGUUGACGAGGGUCUGCCCCAGCAGUCUAUCCAGCUUCUUCCGUUUAUUCCGUGCAUUGUGACAAAGCUUGGCGCCGAUGGUGUCCUUCUCACUCAGUUGCUGCCUCCGGGAGACCAGCGCUUAACGAACCCUGCUUAUGCCCAGUAUAUUCUCUCGCGGGCUUCGUCUACCGAGUCACUUUUCGGUGGUACUGUUCCUCCGGAAGCCACGUUAACGCCUGAGGAUGUGGUAAGCGUCAAUGGUGCCGGAGAUACUCUGCUAGGUGUCCUCGUUGCGGGCCUUGCCAAGGGAGAUCAAAAGCUGUCUAUUGAGAACAUCAUUCCGGUUGCACAAGAGGCAAGUCGGAAAACAAUUACAAGUAGCGGGGGCGUCAGCUCUGAACUGCGUGGUUUGCGCAAUCGGCUACUUCUGUAA
Messenger RNA from Penicillium chermesinum, 2352 nucleotides. RefSeq names its product pseudouridine-5'-phosphate glycosidase/carbohydrate kinase family protein. Gene Ontology annotation, molecular function: pseudouridylate synthase activity. The transcript has 8 exons. Bases 1 to 2352 code for a protein of 783 amino acids. Lineage: Eukaryota; Fungi; Ascomycota; Eurotiomycetes; Eurotiales; Aspergillaceae. The record is from RefSeq and is a predicted model, not a curated record.